This is a messenger RNA of Paramecium sonneborni, 972 nucleotides long. The record is from the annotation of a GenBank genome assembly. Lineage: Eukaryota; Ciliophora; Oligohymenophorea; Peniculida; Parameciidae.
AUGGAUAUUGGAAUUGGAGCUUUUAAGUUUUAAACUCUAAUAAAUACUGAAAUGAAAAUAACUAAAGAUCCAGAACAUAAAACUAGAAUAAGAUCUCAGUCUCGAAAAUCUAUAUAGGAAAAAUGCAAGUUUUAAUUCUAAAAUUAAAAGAAAAAGUUUAUACACAAAUAGUAAGAAAACGAUGAGAAAGAAAAGUUCUAAACAGAAUUUUAGGAGGAAGAAAGUUCUUCUAGUUUAUUAGAAGAUUUUUAAUUGUUAGAGCAUAAAAAAAAAAAAGAUCAUGAUUUUAUUCUUUAAGUUUCUGAUCCUAGUAGUUCAGAAAGUUAUGACUCAGAAUUAGGUUAUGAUUAAGCAUCAGAAAAAAUUCGAAAUCAUUCCAAUUUUUAUGAAGAAGAAAAUAUGUAAGCUAGCUAAAAUCUCAAAAAUUUAACUUUAACUAAUCAUUUAAGUUUAUAAUCAUAAAAUACUUUAUAAUUAGUUAGUAAUAAUAAAUCAUAAAAGUAAUCAAUAGUUACAAAAAAAUAAAAAAUUCUAAAAGCAUUUAGACCAGCUUUAAUAAAAAAAGAUAUUCAACUUUUAAGAGGAUUAAAAUAAAAUUAAGAGUUUAUAAAUAAUGAAUUAGCUACAUUAGAAGAGUAUAAAAUUGAUAGAGAAAUUGUUGUGGAUAUGGAUUGUUCAGAUAUUUAAACUUUUAUGAGAUUAUAAAAUGAAGUAGAAGAAAUGAGAAGAAAAUAAAUGGAUUUCAAUUAAUAAAAAGAAAGACAUUAUGAAAUAGUAAAGAGUCGACCAAAUAAAUAAUAAACUAAAUUAACUAUAAAAUCAGAUGACAAUAAACUAUGGACUGUAAUGAUGGCUAAGAAAUUUAUUAAAAAUAUGAAACUAAAGAAAGAUAAUGAAUCAUAAACCAAAAUUCUCUCUUAACAAUUUAUACGAAAAAGUUCUAGAGGUUCGUAAAUAAAAUAGAUCUCGUGA